Messenger RNA from Leguminivora glycinivorella, 1181 nucleotides. RefSeq names its product dolichol-phosphate mannosyltransferase subunit 1 (gene Dpm1). Gene Ontology annotation, molecular function: dolichyl-phosphate beta-D-mannosyltransferase activity. The coding region runs from base 15 to 764 and encodes 249 amino acids. Gene Ontology annotation, cellular component: endoplasmic reticulum membrane. NCBI's taxonomy places the organism in Eukaryota, Metazoa, Arthropoda, Insecta, Lepidoptera, Tortricidae. Gene Ontology annotation, biological process: GPI anchor biosynthetic process; protein O-linked glycosylation via mannose. The transcript is spliced from 5 exons. The record is from RefSeq and is a predicted model, not a curated record.
UGACAUUUGACAGCAUGGCUGCCACGGGUUUGGAUUCCGAAAUCAUGAAAAGUGAUAAAUAUUCAAUAUUAUUGCCUACAUACAAUGAAAGGGAAAACUUACCGAUUAUAAUAUGGCUUAUUAUGAAAUAUCUGGAGAAAAGUGGCUAUGAUUUUGAAGUGAUAAUAAUUGAUGAUGGAAGUCCCGACGGCACACUGGAUGUGGCCAAACAGCUGCAGAAGCUAUAUGGAUCCAGUAAAAUAGUUUUGCGCCCUCGAGAGAAGAAGCUGGGUUUAGGCACAGCGUACAUGCACGGAAUAAAGCACGCCACCGGCAAUUUCAUCAUUCUAAUGGACGCUGACCUUAGUCAUCACCCUAAAUUCAUCCCAAAGAUGAUAGAGCUCCAACGGAAGCAGGACUUUGAUGUGGUUUCCGGCACUCGCUACAAGGAUGGUGGUGGGGUCUAUGGCUGGGACUUCAAGCGGAAGCUCAUCUCCCGCGGUGCCAAUUUUGUCACACAGAUGCUGUUGAGGCCUGGGGCUUCUGACUUGACAGGGUCAUUUAGAUUGUACAAGAAGGACAUCCUACAGAAACUCAUAGACAGUUGUGUGUCCAAGGGCUAUGUGUUCCAAAUGGAAAUGAUUAUCAGAGCGCGCCAACUAGACUACACCAUCGGUGAGGUGCCCAUCACGUUCGUGGACCGCGUGUAUGGGGAGUCUAAGCUCGGAGGCUCUGAGAUCGUGCAGUUUGCCAAGGCCUUGCUAUACUUGUUCGCUACCACGUGAUUUUAUUAGGAGAAGAGGAAGGAAGGGUGCUGAAAGAAGGCUAUUUAAGAAUAUGGAGGCCCUGCACGAAAUUAAAUUUUUAUAAUAGAUACAAAGUACAUAAUACGAAAGGACAUACAAAAAUAAUAUACUUAGAAAAAUAGUUAUUUAUUACAUUUAAAUGAUUUAAACAUAAUUUCGCAUGAUGUUAAAAUCAUUUACAAAAACCGCUAAAAAUUAAAAUACGCCUUUGUUUUUAUUUUUUUUAUUUUUAAUUUCACUCACCACUUUUAUUUGAAUUUUUCACUUUUCUAAACAAAUUUAUUGGAAAACGAACAUAACGUUUUUACAAUAAAACCAAGGAUGAUUUAUACAGAAUUUACAAUCUUCAUACUAAGAAUCGUACCUCAACUUUUUAGCGCCACUUAUUAAAUACUA